Ilyonectria robusta is the source of this 1548-nucleotide messenger RNA. Its product is annotated as family 43 glycosyl hydrolase. The transcript has a single exon. Gene Ontology annotation, biological process: carbohydrate metabolic process. The record is from RefSeq and is a predicted model, not a curated record. Bases 1 to 1548 code for a protein of 515 amino acids. Lineage: Eukaryota; Fungi; Ascomycota; Sordariomycetes; Hypocreales; Nectriaceae. Gene Ontology annotation, molecular function: hydrolase activity, hydrolyzing O-glycosyl compounds.
AUGCUUAUUCCCAAGCAACUCAUGGCCGUAGCCCUCGGCUUCGCAUCCUUCGUACUCGGCCAGAAUUUCAACAACCCCGUACUCUGGGAGGACCUGGCCGACAAUGAAAUCAUCCGCGUUGACAACACGUACUACUACACGGCCUCGACGAUGCACUACUCGCCGGGCGCCCCCAUUCUGCGCUCGUACGACCUCGUCAACUGGGAGUAUCUCAGCCACGCCGUACCUAGUCUUGACUGGGGCACAAAGUACGACUUGACUGGCGGCCAGCAGGCUUAUAUCAAGGGCAUCUACGCCUCAACCUUCAAGUAUCGCAAGAGCAAAGGGCUUUGGUACUGGAUCGGCUGCAUCGAGUAUUCGACCACCUACGUCUUCACCUCCACGUCGCCCACGGGCCCAUGGUCACAGAAAGCCAAGAUCGCCACGUGCUACUACGAUGCGGGCCUCUUGAUCGACGACGACGACACCAUGUACGUGGCCUAUGGAAACACCCAACUCAGCGUCGCCCAACUGUCAGCCGAUGGCCUCUCCGAAGUCCGAAAGCAGACUGUGUACUCAACGCCAUCCGACAUUGGCACCUUGGAGGGCAGUCGGAUGUACAAGAGAAACGGAAAAUACUACAUCUUUGUGACGAAGCCAGCUACCAGCCAGUACGUCCUGCAAGCCUCCAGCCCAUGGGGUCCGUACACAGUCAAAGCCCUCGUCCAGAGCGUCUCAGCCCCUGUCUCCGGGGCUGGAAACCCGCACCAGGGCAGUCUCAUCGAUACACCGGACGGCAAGUGGUACUACAUGGCCUUCAUCGACAACUAUCCAGGAGGCCGCGUCCCAGUCUUGGCCCCCGUCACCUGGGGCUCUGAUGGCUUCCCGGCUGUGACGCUGGCCAGCGGCUCUUGGGGCUCGUCGUAUCCCUACCCGGCGACUCCGAAAGCCGUGCAAUCGACACUCGGCACCGACUCCUUCAGCGGGUCGAGCCUGGGGCCAGCGUGGGAAUGGAAUCACAACCCAGACACGACGAAGUUCAAGGUCGCCAACGGCCUGACUCUCAGCACCGCGACAGUUACGAGCGAUCUGUACGCCGCCCGAAACACCCUGACGAAGCGUAUCCAUGGUCCUAAUGGAGUUGGUACUGUCGUCAUUGACUUUACGUCCAUGGCUGACGGCGACCGCGCUGGUUUGUCCCUGCUGCGGCAAACCUCAGCCUACAUCGCCGUCCAACGCUCCGGCUCUAGCUACUCCAUCGUCAUGUAUAAUGGCCUCACCAUGGUACAAAGCACCUGGGCCACCGCAUCGACUGGAUCGCAGGCCGCAAGUGUUUCCAUCUCCACGCGGAAGGUUUGGUUCCGUGCGACAGCGGAUAUUCACCCCGGCUCCGGGAAAAAAGGGUCAUUCUCGUACAGCCUAGACGGUACAACGUUUGUGACGUUUGGGUCGGAGUUGACUCUUGACAAUAGCUGGCAGUUUUAUAUGGGAUAUCGGUAUGGUAUCUUUAAUUUUGCAACUAAGGCUAUUGGUGGUUCAGUUAAGAUUGAAUCUUUUACCAGUGCAUAA